Molecule: messenger RNA, 852 nt
Organism: Trichoderma gamsii
Lineage: Eukaryota; Fungi; Ascomycota; Sordariomycetes; Hypocreales; Hypocreaceae
Exons: 3
Coding region: 1-852 (283 amino acids)
Biological process (GO): triglyceride catabolic process; phosphatidic acid biosynthetic process
Cellular component (GO): lipid droplet; endoplasmic reticulum
Molecular function (GO): acylglycerone-phosphate reductase (NADP+) activity; triacylglycerol lipase activity
Source: RefSeq, a predicted model, not a curated record
AUGGCCGUACAAAGGACUUGCCUCGUCACAGGCUGCUCCGCCGGUGGAGUUGGCGCCGCAUUCGUUGAAGCCUUCAAGAACAAGGGCUAUCACGUCUUUGCAACAGCACGCUCGCCCUCCAAGAUACCGCAACCUCUCCAUGACGCCCCUAAUGUUACUGUUCUCGCACUCGAUGUGACGUCCGCGGAAUCAAUUGCAGCGGCCCUUGUGGAAGUUCAAAAGAAAACGAGCAAACUCGACGUCCUCAUCAACAACGCUGGGCUGGGGCUCAAUAUGCCGGGCCUCGACACAUCACUCGAGGAAGCCAAGAGUUUGUUUGAUCUCAACUUCUUCGGAGCUAUGGCUAUGAUGCAAGCUUUUGGUCCUUUGUUGGUCGCAGCCAAGGGUUGUGUGGUAAAUAACUCUUCUGUGGGCGGUGUCUUCAAUUUUCCUUUCUCAAGCAUCUACAACGCCAGCAAAGCGGCAUUGAUUCAUGGAGGCGAAACUUGGCGCCUUGAAAUGGCACCUCUUGGGGUUCGCGUCAUGACUCUCGUCACCGGCGGCAUUGCAACAAACUUCUUCGUCAACAUGCAAACUCUCAUCUUCCCUGAAAACUCUUACUAUAAGCCCAUAAAGGAUAUCAUUGAGGAAAACCCAGAGGAGAAUCCCUAUGGCCAGAAGCCGGAUGCAUUUGCACAGGAUGUUCUACAACGAGUUGAGAGGGGGGCGACUGGUAAGCAAUGGGUCGGUGGUGGCGCUGGUGUAGCUCGCUUUGGCUUGUGGUUGAUGCCUCAAGGUGCUAUUGACAAACUUUGCCAAAGUAUGAAGCCAUUUGCCAAGAAACUAGAACAAGAGCAUGCCAAGCUUGCUUGA